ACGCCCUUUCACGACACUUGACUAUCCUUUCGCUAUGAAGUCUCUCCGCAAGUCAUUGAAUGGCAACAAAGAUCACCAUCACAUCUCUACCCCUUCUUCUCCCCUCCCCGCCCUCUCCAAACCGUCCACCGCCGUUCAACCUCCCAAGAAGGUCAUCAGGGCUCUCGGUCCCUACAAGUCCAACGCACCACAGGAACUCUCUUUUGAAAAGGGCGACUUCUUCCAUGUCUUGCACGAUAACGGUGGAUUGUGGUAUGAAGCUCACAAUCCAAUGACCGGUUCACGAGGGCUUGUCCCUUCGCACCUCUUCGAGGAAUUCACCAAGGGCGCUGCUACCCCCCGUUCUCCCAAACUCGCUACCCCAACCGAGCGACUGUCCCAUAUCUCUCCCGCACAAACUUCCCCCAAACUGAAGACAUACUACGCUAUCGUUCUGCACGACUUCGCUGCCGAGCGCGCAGACGAGCUUGACGCCAAGUCGGGAGACCCCGUCACUGUCGUCGCUCAAUCGAACCGCGAGUGGUUCGUCGCGAAACCCAUAGGUCGCCUCGGCCGACCAGGUUUGAUCCCCGUAUCAUUCGUCGAUAUUCGUGACCCCGCCACAGGUCUGCCGAUCAACGACGUUCAGCAGCUCAUUGAUAGCGGAGAGCUCCCACGAGUAGAGGAAUGGAAGAGGUCCAUCUUGAACUACAAGGCGAACAGCAUCCCUUUGGGCGUUCUCGACGAUCCCUCUUCGACAAUUUCUCCAGCACCGCGGACGUCAUCAGCGCCGCCAGAGCCUGCGAUUAUGAUACAAGGCGCGACGCCGCUUCCGGCGCAGACGGUGCAACAGAUUCCCGAAGAGCAACCUCGUCCUCUCACGCCCAAGCUGCUGCCGGAAGGUAUCCUCCUGUCUGCCGAGAUCAAGUCAUAUCACUACGAAGCGGAGGAGUAUUGGUUCCGGGUUCACGCCGUUUACCAGCCGUAUGGACAAUCCCGCACAAGCACUCUUCCUCCUGCAAAGGAACUCGUACUCUUCCGUUCCUACAACGACUUCUACGACUUCCAGGUUGAGCUACUUGAGACCUUCCCCUACGAAGCCGGCCGUCCAGACUCCGGCACCCGGAUACUACCAUACAUGCCCGGCCCGGUCGAUGUUGUCGACAACACCAUCACUAUGACCCGGCGAGCCGAAUUGGAUGAGUAUCUCCACAAGCUCUGCGCUCUCAAGACCUACGCUCGGUACAUCCUUGAACACACCCUAGUCCGCUCGUUUUGUGCUCUAAAGCCUGGCGAUGGUGAGGUGAACGUUGAACCACGACGUGGCGAGAUUGAUGCUCUCCGCAAGUCCUCGUACGACGAGGAGCGUCGCAGCUAUGCAGACUCGAACGCUGCUGUAGAACAGAUGUCCCGCUUGCGUGUCUCGGCACACGAGCAGAACCGGCUUAGCGACGCGUCUCGAUACGAAGAGGACACAGUUGAAGGCGAACCAUACUAUGCGCAAUCCAACGGAAGGGUCGAUGCCUCGUCUCGAAGCUCGUCUCGUACAGGUCAUCAACGCGUAGAGUCAACGAACUCGUACAGGCAACCUACCAAUGGCGCGCCACCCCGCGGACAUUCCCCUAACCCAUCCAUGUCUUAUUCUCGCACCCAUUCUCCUGCUCCCAGUCGUUCCGGCGAUCUCUCUCGCAGUCGGACACCACUCGAGAUCGACCCAUAUGAGGCGAAUGCCGCAUCACGCUCCUCGCUCGCUUCCUCACACGACCCGUCACCCGUAUCAAUACGCUCCUCACAGGCAGGUUCUGUGCAGACCGCAGCAACGUCUGCGUCCGGACGAUCGCGCUCAGCAUCGAACGCAGCGUACAACCCACCCAUCUCCGCCACCAACCCGAACGCUGCGUUCCUGAAGAUCAAGAUAUUCGACCGGGUAUCGGACGACCUCGUCGCGAUCCGUGUCCAUCCCAAGGUCACGCACGGGCAGCUCAUGGACAAGGUACAGGCGCGGCUUGGCGGCAACGUGCUGGCCCUUCGGUACCGCGACAGCCUGAGCAACGAGUUUGUCCCGCUGGAGAGCGAAGGCGACCUCCGGAACUGGCUGGAUAGUACAGACCGACACGUCUUGUACGCCGAGUGAGUCCUCGGGACCUGGUUGGAGUGGUUGGGAGCGGUGGAGCCUGUCAUGACACUUUUCUUUCUGACUUUCGAUUGUCAGCGCGCGAGUUGCGUCCGACGUACAUACGAUUACUAUUGCAGUACGUGCAUAAUGUCUCCGUUCUUGUCUAGUUACGCCUCGCCACACGGUCAUUCCUCUGAUUUCGUUGCUUAAGCCCUAUUUUAUUAGCCUGCGCCCUUCCAUGUGCAUCUCUAUACUCGCGUUCUCCACCUCACUCUUCCCUAGUAUUGGUAAUCUCCUGGAUAUGGCUCCCGGCGUGAUAGCUUUGUGUGUGCACAACCAUGUAGUGCCCUGUAUCCCGAUGCUCUCUGUACUACCGAUUCCUAGUUCUGACAUCAUUGCUACCGACUUCUAUCGCC
Molecule: messenger RNA, 2511 nt
Organism: Dichomitus squalens LYAD-421 SS1
Lineage: Eukaryota; Fungi; Basidiomycota; Agaricomycetes; Polyporales; Polyporaceae
Exons: 2
Coding region: 35-2113 (692 amino acids)
Molecular function (GO): protein binding; phosphatidylinositol binding
Source: RefSeq, a predicted model, not a curated record